This is a messenger RNA of Calliphora vicina (urban bluebottle blowfly), 1452 nucleotides long. Its product is annotated as very long chain fatty acid elongase AAEL008004. The coding region runs from base 20 to 865 and encodes 281 amino acids. The transcript is spliced from 5 exons. The record is from RefSeq and is a predicted model, not a curated record. Gene Ontology annotation, biological process: fatty acid elongation, monounsaturated fatty acid; very long-chain fatty acid biosynthetic process; fatty acid elongation, polyunsaturated fatty acid. Gene Ontology annotation, cellular component: endoplasmic reticulum membrane. Gene Ontology annotation, molecular function: fatty acid elongase activity. NCBI's taxonomy places the organism in Eukaryota, Metazoa, Arthropoda, Insecta, Diptera, Calliphoridae.
AUUAUUAUAUUAAAUCAACAUGUCAUCACCAACACUCAGAUUGAAUGAAUCGACGACUGUUGUUGACCGUUUGGUUAAUUUUUUUGUGGAACACGAAGACUUGCGAACAAAAAGUUGGUUCUUAUCUAACGCUCCAGGCCCGCUUUUUAUGAUUUUGGGAGCAUAUUUAUACUUUUGCUUAUAUGCUGGCCCCAGAUAUAUGCGCGAUCGCAAACCUUUCGAACUAAAAAAUACGUUGUUGGUUUACAAUGCAGUACAAGUGGUUUUAAGUUGGGUACUAUUUUAUGAGGGAUAUAAAGGCGGAUGGGGUGGUCACUAUAACUUUAGAUGUCAACCAGUUACCUAUGCCACAGAUACCAUUUCUAUGAGAAUGGCUGGUGCAGUUUGGCUUUAUUAUAUUGCAAAGAUUACUGAACUCUUGGAUACUGUGUUUUUUGUUUUACGUAAAAAAGAUCGUCAAAUUUCAUUUUUGCAUUUAUAUCACCAUACAUUGAUGCCAGUUUGUGCUUUUAUCGGAGUUAAAUAUUUUGCUGGUGGUCAUGGAACGUUGCUUGGAUUUAUUAAUUCCUUCAUUCAUAUUAUCAUGUAUGCAUAUUAUUUGCUCUCUGCUAUGGGACCAAAAGUACAACAAUAUUUAUGGUGGAAAAAAUAUAUUACAAUUUUACAAAUCGUCCAAUUCUUAAUUAUCUUCGUGCACACGUUGCAGAUUCAAUUCCAGCCUAACUGUGCAUUCCCAAAACCUAUCGCUGCUCUACUGACAUUCAACGCAGGACUAUUUACUUAUAUGUUCAGUUCGUUUUAUGUUAGAAAUUACAACAAGGAUAAGAAGCAUGCAGCGGCAUUAAAAGCCUCCAAAAUGGAAUAAACUCAUGUGACAACUAACCCAUUUUCCUUUAUCGAUAAAUACUUUAAACUAGCACUAAUAGAAUUUGGAAUAAGGAUUAAUCAGCAUUAGCUAAAUUAGCAUUUAAGUUAUAAACUAAAUAAUGUAAUUUUAUAUACAUAUACAUAGUUUCAUAUUCAGCCCAAUUAUGAAUAAAAAUUCCCCGGGAGUUUUUCCCCUUUUCUCAUUUUUCCUAUUCAAAUUCAAUGGGAAAAAACUCCCGGGGAACAAACUUCCGCGGAAUUUUUUUAUUCAUAAUUGGGCUGAUUAUAUAUGUAGGUAUACACAGAAAAAAGUUCAUACAUGGAAUUAAUUUCUACAUAAAUUGUAUAAAUUGAACAUUAAAAUAUAUGUACAGUGACCGACAAAUGUCUACAUACGACCAUUAUUUUCGUAACUCGCGGACUUCUAAACCAUAAUAAGUAAAAGUAAUGAUGCAGUUUUAUUUCAAAAAAUAUCGCUAAAUUUAUAAUUAAUUUAAAUCUUAUUCACAAAAAAUUAAAAAAAUAUGUUAACAAAAGUCUACAUACAAUCUGUACACUAAAUAAACAUUUUUCAGCGAAUACAAA